Molecule: messenger RNA, 4457 nt
Organism: Lindgomyces ingoldianus
Lineage: Eukaryota; Fungi; Ascomycota; Dothideomycetes; Pleosporales; Lindgomycetaceae
Product: P-loop containing nucleoside triphosphate hydrolase protein
Exons: 3
Coding region: 8-4411 (1467 amino acids)
Biological process (GO): transmembrane transport
Cellular component (GO): membrane
Molecular function (GO): ABC-type transporter activity; ATP binding; ATP hydrolysis activity
Source: RefSeq, a predicted model, not a curated record
CAACGCAAUGAGUAUCUUGCUCUGCACGAAUGAUGACACCUUCGGGCCAGGUGUCCGAGGGUGUAGAGGCGAUUUUGAUUUCACUCAGGUGUUUGAAAAAAUCAUAUUAUCAAUCCUGCCUAGCACCUGCUUCGCGAUACUUGCGGGCCUUCGCCUGACGACCAUCUCGCGGCGACCGCGCAUCAUCGACAAUACCAUACUUCAGAAUGUUAAAGUCGUUCUGCUAACUGGCUUUUCCGCUACACAGAUUUCGAUUCUGGCGGUUCUAGCCAAGAGCACCGUGGUUACAGCUCAUUCGCUGUCACUGGCAGCCGCUGGUGUUGGUCUGUUUGCUUCGCUCUUCAGCAUAUGGCUCUCUUGUUUAGAACACUCCCGUUCGCUACAUCUUUCGAGACUUUUGGAGUCUUACCUAUUUUUGACCUUGCUGCUCGAUAUUGUACAAUGUCGUACACUGUGGCUCUCGCACCAAACCACCCUUGCGAAAAUAUUCACAGCAUCCGUGGCAAUCAAGGCCAUCAAUUUCUGUUUGGAGGUCACGCCAAAGUCAGGAUCAACGCGAAGAGGUGGAGAGCAACGCAGCCCAGAGGAAGCGAUUGGAAUCAUUAGCCUUGGCACCUAUUCGUGGCUCAUUUCGCUGCUCGUUCGUGGAUAUCGUGGAAUCAUCGCUAUCGAUGACUUGUGUCCCCUCAACACAAGCUUGGGGGCCAAUAACCUCUACAAUAACCUAACGUUGAAAUGGGGACCUCAAGGCUCUCUAAAACGAUCACAGUAUGGACUUGUCAAAGACGUUACCCGGGCUCUCUUGGGUCCAUUCCUGUAUCCUGUUGUACCGCGCUUAGCUUUAGUCGGAUUCAAGCUCUGCCAACCUCUCUUUAUUCAAAGUAUGUUGGACUAUUUGGCGACGGCAGAAGAAGACCGUGACAGAAACCACGGAUACGGCCUCAUCGGCGCUGCUUUUCUCAUCUAUACGGGCAUCGCUAUCUCGUCUGGGAUAUAUCAGUACUACAACCAACAGUUCGUGUACAUGCUUCGCUCCUCUCUCCACACCGCGAUCUUUCGAAAAACCACCCAGAUGAGCCAAGAGAUGACCGAUGACUCAGCAGCAAUCACCCUCAUGAGCACCGACCUUGACCGCAUCGUGCAAGGCGUGCGGAUGAUCCAUGAAAUAUGGGCCAUCCUUGCGCAGGUAGGCCUCGGUUGCUGGCUGCUCUACGGUCAGCUUGGAGUGGCUUUUAUCUCCCCCAUCAUUGUGAUCGCCGUCUGCUCUGUAUUAUUGAUGGCAGUGACGAGGCUUGUUGACAAGCGCCUAGUGGCUUGGAUGGCAAAGAUUCAGAAUAGAGUCGGCAUCACUGCGGCCGCAAUUUCGCAGAUGAAGUCGUACAAGAUCUCAGGACUAGCUGAAAUCGUCGGCACCACCAUACAGAGUCUUCGGGAAACAGAGAUUCGUGUCGGUCUGAAGUUCCGAUGGCUUGUAAUUUGCACCAUCACACUCGGCGCGGUGCCUUCGGUUUUUUCACCAGUGAUAGCUUUUGCUGCUACAUCGAAUUCGAUACUGAAUGUAUCAACCAUCUUUACAUCCUAUGGUUAUAUUCUUCUCGUUACGGCCCCCUUCACCAUCAUAUUCAAUUGCUUUCCAUCGGUACUGGCGGCAUUAACCUGCAUGCAACGUAUCCAGAAGUUUCUUGAUUCAGAUCCGAGGAUUGAUUUCCGCUGUUGGAUAUCUGAAGCUGGCAGCGCUAGCAAUCAGGUAAAGGAGGUGGCCAAGAACCCACCAAACGCACAAGAAGAUGGGUUGGCUUUCAAGAUCGAGCGUGGGAGUUUUGGAUGGUCCCCAGGCCGCCCAGUCUUGGCAAAUAUAACUUGCGACAUUCCGGCAAAGAGCUUGACAAUCAUCAUUGGGCAGGUUGCUUCGGGCAAGUCAACAUUAUGCAGGGCUCUACUUGGGGAGGUGCCUAUCUACUCUGGCAAAGUGUCUGUCUUCUUUCCUCACAACAGCAGCCUUGGUUACUGCCAGCAGGAACCUUUCCUCUACAAAGACACCUUGAAAAACAAUAUUGUCGGCCGCUCAAAGUUUAGUCAGGAGAGGUUUGAUGAGGUCGUUGCAGCGACGUUACUCAACGCUGACAUCAGUACCUUCCCACGAAGAAGCAACACCAUGAUGGGAAGCAGCGGCUCUACUCUUAGUGGUGGCCAGAAACAACGUGUGGCGAUUGCCAGAGCGCUUUACUCUGGUGCAAAGGUGCUUGUAUUCGAUGAUGCGCUGAGCGGACUCGAUGCUAGUACAGCUUCUAUGCUGUUCCAGCGCGUCUUCGGACCAGACGGUUUUAUCAAACGUAAUGGAGUUACUGCAGUACUAUGUACCCACUCGAUCGGUUAUCUACCAGCAGCGGACCAUGUUAUUGUCCUCACAAACAACGGGACUAAGGCCGAGCAGGGAUCGUUCGGGAAGCUACGUGAAAGUAGCGAGUACGUUAAAAAACUAGACAUCAAAGUCGACGUUAAGCAGUCCCAAGAAGCAUCUGCGUUAGAUACAACGCGGGUGGACAAUAAAAAUGCGAGCGCACGGAGUUCUUUGAAGCCUUCAUUGAACGACUCAUCUCGUGCACUAGGCGACUGGACCGUGUACAAGCAUUGGUUCAAGAAUGUUCGCCCACUCUCAACAGCCUCUCUACUUCUUUUCGCAAUGAUCCAUGGUUUCAGCUCCAAUUUCGCCACAGUUUGGUUGAGCUAUUGGUCUCAGGAUACAUUUAACCGCGAAGCAAGUUUCUAUGUUGGAAUUUACGCACUGCUUCAGGCCAUGUUCAUCAUCUCCUGGGUCGCCAGCGCCAUUGAGAUCUUCAUCUCGAUGACAGCUUUUGCGGGGAGCGCCUUGCAUAAGCAAGCCUUAACCACUCUGAUCACGGCUCCUUUGCGGUUCCUUACUUCUACAGAUAUAGGAGUUACAAUCAACCAUUUCUCCCAGGAUCUAACUUUGAUCGAUGGAGAGCUGCUGUUUGCUUUCUUCUUUGUUGCACUAAACUCGACGGAGGCUCUUGGAAUGCUCAUCGUUAUUGCAACGGCCGCGCCGUUUCUUGCAGUGGGAUUCCCAGUCUUGCUUGCAGUGCUGUACUUCGUACAGCGCUUCUACCUCCGAACGUCCAGGCAGCUUCGACUCCUUGAUCUAGAAGCUAAAAGCCCCUUAUACACGCAUUUCCUCGACACUAUGAGGGGUAUUGCAACUGUGCGUGCCUUUGGAUGGGUAGCCCAUGGCAUUGAAUACAACGACAAGCUACUUGACAAUUCGCUACAGCCAGCGUAUCUGCUAGCGGCGAUGCAACAGUGGCUUCGCGUCGUCAUGCAGCUUCUUGUUGCUGGUUUAGCGCUGGUGAUUGUCUCGCUGGCUACACAGUUGAAUUCCAAUGUCGGCCGAACCGGAACAAGCCUGGUUACCCUCCUGUCAUUUGGCAAUUCGCUUGCAGAGCUUGUGCAAAGCUAUACGGAUCUGGAGACAUGUAUCGGGGCUGUCAGCCGAUUGAAGACGUUCACCACUUCCGUGAAACCCGAAGACCGACCAACUGAAGACAUGGAGCCUCCCGAGACUUGGCCUUCGAGUGGAGCCAUCGAAUUAAGGAAUGUAUCUGCUUCAUACAAGCUUCCGGCAGAUGACGUGAACCGGAAUGCCCAUUCAGGCUUACCCCAGUCUUCGCUGGAUUUGGUAAUUCGCGACCUGAGCCUGAACGUUCCACCAGGCCAGAAACUGGCUGUCUGUGGUCGCACUGGCAGUGGAAAAUCUACUCUUAUGCUUUUGUUGCUGCGUCUCCUCGACCCGCUCAACGAUGCGGAGGAGACGAUGGUAAUAGAUCAUGUACCAAUUUGUCGCGUCAAGCGUGGGACUUUGAGAAAAAGGAUCAUAGCCUUAUCUCAGGGAGCUAGUCUCUUACCUGAUGGAUGCACCAUCAAACUCGGUAUUGACCCCUUUGGGAAAGCUAAUGAAAACGAAUGCAUGUCUGCCCUUGAGAUGGUUGGUCUGGCGCAUUUUGCCGAGGACCGCGGUGGACUUGAAGCUUGCAUGGGGGUGGAUGACCUCAGCAUGGGCCAAAGGCAGCUUUUCUGUCUAGGCCGAGCCAUCGUACGGAAACUAGUGAAAGAUAGGAAAACACCAGGUGAGAAGACUGGAGGCAUCCUACUCCUGGAUGAGGUGAGCAGUAGCGUUGAUUACGACACCGACAGACGAAUCCACGAAAUCGUCAAGGCUGAAUUCAUAAACUAUACUGUCAUCGGCAUUUCUCAUCGCCUAGAAACGGUGGUGGAUUACUUUGACCGAGUGAUUGUACUCGACGGGGGGAGGUUGGUCGAGUCAGGCGUACCGCAGGAUUUGGCCACAACUCCAAGCACAUACUUUGGGGAGCUUUGGAAAAGUCAUAACAAAUAAGACUCCAUAUGCGAUACUGAGACAAGCUUGACACUAAUGGGAUCGG